Messenger RNA from Oncorhynchus kisutch (coho salmon), 6718 nucleotides. RefSeq names its product disks large homolog 4. The transcript is spliced from 20 exons. The coding region runs from base 844 to 3084 and encodes 746 amino acids. The record is from RefSeq and is a predicted model, not a curated record. Gene Ontology annotation, molecular function: ionotropic glutamate receptor binding; protein kinase binding. Gene Ontology annotation, cellular component: postsynaptic density membrane; neuromuscular junction; neuron projection. Lineage: Eukaryota; Metazoa; Chordata; Actinopteri; Salmoniformes; Salmonidae. Gene Ontology annotation, biological process: embryo development; establishment or maintenance of epithelial cell apical/basal polarity; cell-cell adhesion.
CAGAGGAUGGAGCUCGAAUGGAGAGAACGGUCGCGCUCCUCAGAAUAUAGAAUAACGGAACACAUUUUAGAUAUGCAGGGACUCAUGUGUUUAGAGCUUGUUUUCCCAAAUUAGAUGCAACCAUAUUCAGUGUGACUUGAAUGGAAAAUAAGUAGCCCUGUCGUAGGCUAUUCGUAGGCUGUGCUAUUUAUUUUUGGUCCAUAUUUCAAUUGACAGCUGUUCCAAAUAGCACUAUUUUUGAUAUUUGAGAUGUAGGCUAAUUAUUAGACAGGCAGGUAGGCUACAAUUCCACUCGAGCUGCCGUCUUCCUCAAACGAACGACUCCACACUUGGAUUACACAGCAGAGGGAGGAAGGAACGCUGUCGACAGAGUCCAAACUCUACUCAGCCUCUCCCAAGUUAUUUUGGUUCCCAGACCGUGAUUUCGGCACCCCCGGAUAAAAAAAAAAAUCUGUUUUGGAAUGUAAAGCCAUCUGCCCAAUGCUUGAUAUCAGCGGUAUUGUUGAGAUACUUGGCUUUCGGUUGUUUUGCAUGAGUUGAAUGUUCAUGUUUAGUAGGCCUAUGGGGUUAUUUUAAAAAACAUAUUUAACUUCUAUUGAGAUAUUCCCCGGCUAUACGGAUACUCCUAAUAAUGUAGGCAUGUGGCAGAGACUGCCUUGAUAUCAUCUUUGAUAUCAUAAGUGUUUAUGCCUUUGUCAUAUUUUUGGGAGAGGAAACGCCCCUUCAACGCACCCCCUCUCUUCCUCUCUGCCACCCACUCACCCAGCUCGUCCGUCAUUUUUUGAAGGUGAACAGUGUUUGUUAGGUUCCACACGGCGGCUCAGUGCUCAGCACUCAGGCAGGAUGUUCGUCUCGGUGUGGUAUGCCAAAAAAAUGGGUCGGCGAUUCAUCGACAACGUCCGGAAAGCCAAGAAGCAUCCGCACCAUAUAAUGGGAAAUUCUCCUCCAGUGAUGGUGAACACUGACACACUUGACGGCUCCCCCUACGUCAACGGGACAGAGGGGGAAAUUGAGUAUGAAGAGAUUACACUGGAAAGAGGUAACUCAGGCCUGGGCUUCAGUAUAGCUGGGGGGACAGAUAACCCUCAUGUUGGUGAUGACCCCAGCAUCUUCAUCACCAAGAUCAUCCCUGGAGGAGCUGCGGCCCAGGACGGACGGCUGAGUGUGAAUGACAGUAUCCUGUUUGUAAAUGAUGUUGAUGUGAGGGAGGUGACCCACAGUCUGGCUGUAGAAGCUCUGAAGGAGGCGGGGGCCAUCGUCCGCCUCUACGUGCUGCGCAGGAAACCAGCCGCAGAGAAAGUUACAGAGAUCAAACUCAUCAAAGGGCCCAAAGGUUUAGGUUUCAGCAUCGCUGGAGGAGUGGGUAACCAGCACAUUCCAGGAGACAACAGCAUCUAUGUCACUAAGAUCAUCGAGGGUGGAGCUGCUCACAAGGAUCAGCGGCUGCAGAUAGGGGAUAAGAUACUGGCGGUGAACAGUGUGUGUCUGGAGGACGUAAUGCACGAGGAUGCAGUGGGAGCCCUGAAGAACACAGCCGAGGUGGUUUACCUCAGGGUUGCCAAGCCUAACAACCUCUACCUGAACUCCUACAACCCGCCAGACCUUACCAGCACAUACUCCCCUCACAUGGACACAGAUCUUGGCCCCACCUACCUUGGAUCAGAUUACCCACAAGCUCUCACUCCCACCUCGCCCAGUCGCUUCUCUCCGGUGUUGCACAGCUUGAUGGGGGAUGAAGACCUUCCCAGUCUCCUCCUUCCCCUCCAUUUCUCCUCGUCUCUCCCUGACCCCCCGUCCCUCUCCCUCUUCCCUGCUCUCUCUGUCAGGGAGCCUAGGAGAGUGCUGAUCCACCGGGGUUCUACAGGCCUGGGUUUUAACAUCGUGGGAGGAGAGGAUGGAGAGGGAAUCUUUAUCUCCUUCAUCCUGGCAGGGGGGCCUGCCGACCUCAGCGGAGAGCUGCGCAAGGGCGACCAGAUCCUCAGCGUAAAUGGAGUGGACCUGCGUAUCGCCACCCAUGAGCAGGCUGCUGCAGCCCUGAAGAACGCUGGCCAGACUGUCACCAUCAUUGCCCAGUACAGACCAGAGGAAUACAGCCGUUUCGAAGCGAAGAUCCACGACCUGAGGGAACAGCUGAUGAACAGCAGCAUGGGAUCUGGUCAGACAACACUGAGGAGCAACCCCAAGAGAGGCUUCUACAUCAGGGCCCUGUUUGACUAUGAUAAGACAGCAGACUGUGGUUUCCUGAGCCAGGCGGUGGGCUUCAGGUUUGGUGACGUGCUCCAUGUCCUGGACUCUGGUGAUGAGUGGUGGCAGGCCAGACUGGUCAGUCCUCCGACAGAAGCUGAGGAGGUCGGCUUUAUUCCCAGCAAACGCAGGGUAGAAAGGAAAGAGUGGUCUCGCAUGGGCACAAAAGAAAGGGAUCGCAGUCGAGACAGCCUCGGGUCUCAAGGGAGGGAUGAUUCUCAACACAGCUAUGAAACAGUCACACAAGUGGAGGUCCAUUAUGCCAGGCCCAUCAUCAUAUUGGGUCCUAUAAAGGACAGGGUAAAUGAUGACCUGCUGUCGGAGUUCCCUGACAAGUUUGGAUCUUGUGUCCCUCACACCACACGGCCCAAGCGUGAGUACGAGGUGGACGGGCGGGACUACCACUUUGUGUCGUCGCGGGAACAAAUGGAGAAGGACAUCCAGAGCCACCGUUUCAUCGAGGCGGGCCAGUACAACAGCCACCUGUACGGCACCAGCGUUCAGAGUGUUCGCCAGGUGGCAGAGCAGCAAGGAAAACACUGUAUACUGGACGUGUCGGCCAAUGCUGUCCGCAGACUACAGGCCGCUCAGCUUCACCCCGUUGCCAUCUUUGUCCGGCCCAAGUCACUGGAGAAUGUCCUAGAGAUCAACACUCGACUGACAGAAGAGCAGGCCAGAAAGGGCCUGGACCGUGCUCUCAAACUGGAACAGGACUUUCUAGAGUGUUUCUCAGCUGUGGUGGAAGGAGACAGCUUCGAGGAGGUUUACCACAAGGUGAAGACGGUGAUCGAGGAGCAGUCGGGGCCUUACAUCUGGAUCCCCACCCGGGAGAGGCUGUGAGGCUGCCCCAUAACCCACCCCCAUCCCCCCAACCACCCUCAGACAGUCUGCCCUCAAGCCCAACCAGGGCAGAGAGAAAGACACAGAGAAAGACAGACAGAGGGACACGUGAAGAUAGAGACAGGAGGGGAAACAUAAUCACACAGAGAGAGAGAGACACAGAAUAACACUAAAAGAGACACAGAGAGAUAGACAUGGUAUUUAAUACAUAUGAAUAUAUGAUCAAUGUGUGGUGAGUACUGAGAAGGACAGGACAGGGGUGACCCAGUUGGGCGGGGCAGGGUUGCGUCCCCGGAUUAGCACAGGGUAAAUGAUCCACCAUCUCUCCCUCUCCUUCUCUCUGUCUCAUUGGCUGCCUUUGACAUCCCCGCUGACAAGGUGGCAAAACCAUCAGCAUCCAUCUGAUCCUUCCUUUUUUAUAUCCCUUAGCCUUCUCUCCUCCUCCUGUCUCCCCUCUCCUUUCAGGACAUGAAAAGGAGGGAGAGAGAGAGAAGGAGAGUGCAUAGACUAUGGAAGGACACACAGAUCCUAUUGGGUCCCUCUAAUCUAGAGGAGGCUCUUUUCUAGCGAAGAGGCUUUGCUCUAUGAACAACAUCCCACUAACCAAGACAGGCAUUUGCUCAAUCACCCACGAAAAGCAUUGCAAGAACAUUCUUAAAAAGCAGCACAAAUGGAAACUCAGAAGUUGAACUUGUGCAUGCGUCCUCAGAGGACUCAGAGAUGGGAGUUGAGGAAAAUGACGGAUAUUAUGAAGACCCUAUAGAGAAGAAGAAGAAUGGCCACCCGUCUUUCUGUUUUUCCCUCCUUUUUGAUGGUGGGAGGUUUUUAGCAUGUCUCUACAGAGAGAGGAGCAGAGCGGUGCAGACAGGGAAAGAGGGGGGUGUCUUUCUUGUGUGCAAACUCACUGUGUGCAUUGACAAUGGAAGACCUCACAGUAUAACCACUGGGUCUCUUCUGUACCGCACACACAGUCAGCCGUACAGUAGUACCAUUCUAAUCCACCUGGCUGUUCUCCAAAAGCACUGGUUGUUCUGCCUGUUUGCAACAGGCAGGCAGAUCCCAGGCUGAAUGUUCUCUUAAUGCACAACAGCAGAAUUCUUAUGUUCAGCUCUUUAGUGUGAAGAGCACCGCAGCCAAUUCUCUGAUCACUCUUCCAAAAAGACCCCCCAACAACCCACACACAGUGUUCUCACUGGCCGCUCUGAGCAGUGGUGUGUGUGUGUGUGUGUGUGUGUGUGUGUGUGUGUGUGUGUGUGUGUGUGUGUGUGUGUGUGUGUCUUCCUCCCGACCACUCUUUCUCUGCCUCUUUCUUUCUUUCGCUCUAUGUUUCGUCACACAUGAAGGCUACUUAUAUAUAACAUGUUUAACAGACAAAAUGGCCUAUAUAAAUAUAUAUUUUUAAUGACGAUUUCUAACAGGAGUUGGAGACUGUAAAAUGUAAAUCUCUUCAACAAUUUUCCAUUGCUUUCUUUGGGUAAUGUUUCUCUUGUGUUUGGUGAUUUGUUUUGGUCAUUGACUUUGCUUGAUUUCCCCUCCACACAACACAGUCCUGACAAACAAACACACAAACAAACACAUAAUAGCUGAACUAUACCUGAGAAAUACCUGAGCUAUAACUGGACUAUACCUGAGCUGUACCUGAGCUGUACCUGAGCUAUACCUGAGCUAUACCUGAGCUAUAACUGAGCUGUACCUGAGCUGUACCUGAGCUAUACCUGAGCUAUACCUGAGCUAUACCUGAGCUAUACCUGGACUAUACCUGAGCUGUACCUGAGCUAUACCUGAGCUAUACCUGAGCUAUAACUGGACUAUAACUGAGAUGUAACUGAGCUAUAACUGACCUAUAACUGACCUAUAACUGAGCUAUAACUGAGCUAUAACAGAGAUAUAACUGACCUAUAACUGAGCUAUAACUGGACUAUAACUGAGAUGUAACUGAGCUAUAACUGACCUAUAACUGACCUAUAACUGAGCUAUAACUGAGAUAUAACUGAGCUAUAACUGAGCUAUAACAGAGAUAUAACUGACCUAUAACUGAGCUAUAACAGAGAUAUAACUGAACUAUAACUGAGAUGUAACUGAGCUAUAACUGAGAUAUAACUGAGAUAUAACUGAGAUAUAACUGAGCUAUAACUGUAACUGAGCUAUAACUGAGCUAUAACUGAAAUAUAACUGAGAUGUAACUGAACUAUAACUGAGAUAUAACCGGACGAUAACUGAGAUGUAACUGAACUAUAACUGAGAUAUAACUGAGCUAUAACUGGGCUAUAACUGAGAUAUAACUGUAACUGAGCUAUAACUGAGCUAUAACUGAGCUAUAACUGAGCUAUAACUGAGCUAUAACUGAGCUAUAACUGUAACUGAGCUAUAACUGAGCUAUAACAGAGAUGUAACUGAACUAUAACUGAAAUAUAACUGAGAUGUAACAGAUGUAACUGAGAUGUAACUGAGAUGUAACUGGACUAUAACUGAGAUGUAACUGAGAUGUAACUGAGAUGUAACUGAGAUAUAACUGAGCCUCAAUUAUUUAUAUCCAGUUACACAUCUCACUUCCUGGUUGGAGGUGCAGUAUAUAAUACAGUAAUAUUGGAUGGGAUAAAAAAGAUGGUGUGUGUUGUAUGUGGGUGGUUGUGCAACUGUGAGUGUCUGUGUGUGUGUUCUUGCUCGUGUGUGUGAGUGCCAGGCUCUUGAGAUUUAGUGCAAUGGUGUAAUGAUGAUGAUAUGCAAUGAGAGUGGGUUUGUGUGUCUUUAAAAUAUAUACAAGCCUAGUAAUAAUUUGCACUGAUAGCAUUAAUACAGGUAUUGAAUACAACAUGAAUUCCACACUAGUUUGCAUUUAUUUAGACAUUUGUUUAGAACUUUUGAUUUGAUGUUUAAAAGAAUGAAGUUACAGGUGGAAAUGACCGUUCAUAUUUAUUCUUCCUUUAUUUUGUCUCACUUGCUUUCCCCAGUGUGAGAUGGAAAGUGUUCAUGUUUGGAUUGAUUAUUUAUUGUUAACUGCUCUCGCUCUUUCAGUUUUACUCACUUAGAAGUCUGUAUAUUUUAUUGUAUACUUUUUUGUUGUUGCACAUUCUCAGUUUUGGGGGACUGGCCAGAACUAUUGUAAAUACAAAGAUGUUGGGGUCGUGUGGGGCGUGGGACUCUGGCCAUGCACACUGCUGAUUGGACAUUAGAGAAACCAUCAGAGCCUCAGCACUGGGACCUGAGCCCACAGCCCUGCAACAACCUCUAAUACACAGGAACACGUCACUUUGGGUGGGUCACACACACACAUAUAUGCACACAGACAUGCACACACACACAUGCAGACACGCACACAAGAACAAAAAUUCUACAUGAAUGGAAUAAUAUGCUAUCAAUUUGUUUAUUUGAAAAAUCUAAUGUAUUUCUUAUUCUCUGUUUGUCAUCCAUAUCAUAGUGUGAUACUCCUAAACAAAAUAUAUAUUCAUUUUUACUGAAAAGACUGAUGAUAAAUUACGACAAAGUCAACUGAUGCUGAAAAUAUGUUUAAAAUUAUUUAUCUUGCAAAAGAUAACAAUAUCAAGCAAACGAAUAUGUUUCAUUUCAGUGAAUUGCUUGUUGUAAAUGAGCUAUAAAAACAAUACAAUAAUUAAAAUAAGCUUUCUGAAAAAAA